CCUCUCUCUCUCUCUGUCUCACUCUCAGAUUCUCAGAGCCUUCGACGCCAUGGCUUCUUCAAUGGUGAAACCAGGUGCCCUCACUCCCCUCUACUCUGGUCUCAAUGACUUCCCUCUCAUCCGUUCGAGUUCAAUCCCUACUACUCCCAAAUUCGGAGACUCUCAACUUUCUGUGUUCAACAACACUCUGAAGCGCCCCAAAAAUGCGCCUGUGCUUCCUGUAAUCAGAGCCCAGAGCUCUCCUGAUUAUGUCCCUGAUGCGAAAUUCUACAAAGUGGAGGCGAUUUUGAGGCCCUGGCGAAUCCCGAAGGUUGCAUCGGCUCUUCUGAAAAUGGGUAUUCGUGGUGUUACGGUAUCUGAUGUCCGAGGUUUUGGUGCUCAAGGUGGUUUGACGGAAAGGCAUGCAGGCUCUGAAUUUUCUGAAGACAAGUUUGUUACUAAAGUUAAGAUGGAGAUUGUGGUGAGCAAAGACCAGGUGGAAUCUGUAAUAGACAAGAUCCUUCGAGAAGGAAGAACAGGAGAAAUUGGCGAUGGCAAAAUUUUCCUGGUGCCCGUGACAGAUGUAAUAAGGGUUCGCACUGGUGAGCGGGGAGAAAAGGCUGAGAGGAUGAUGGGAGGGCGAGCUGACAUGAUUAACUUUUGAUCAUCAAGUCAAGCAUUACCACCCCUUCUCUUUGGUGCCUUCUAGAAAUUAGGAGACUUCUAGUUUCUAUGUGCAAUAUCUCUAUUGAGUUUGGAAAAUAAAAGCAAGGAGACUAAUCAUGUAGUUUCACUAUUUGUUAUAUAAACAAAAUCUAAUAGUUGCCAAAGUUGCUCUCUUUAAUAGAUCAGUUACUGUUGUUUGCGCGCCUAAUCGGCAUGGAAAUGGCUGGUUAAGAAGUUUUAGAAAUUUAUACCGAUGCUGUUUGGCAGAUGAGACAGACUUUUCAGUGUCUAAAAACUAAGCAAUUCAUUGAACUAUCUUAGGCCAGGGUGUCUGCAUCAUUUGUUUCUGUUGCAGGUGCAGAGACUCAUAAGCAUUUGUCAUGGGACUGAGGCAAUGGCAUUGCCAAUCAAUGAGCUUGUUUU
Messenger RNA from Camellia sinensis, 1068 nucleotides. RefSeq names its product nitrogen regulatory P-II-like protein (gene GLB1). The record is from RefSeq and is a predicted model, not a curated record. Gene Ontology annotation, biological process: regulation of nitrogen utilization. Lineage: Eukaryota; Viridiplantae; Streptophyta; Magnoliopsida; Ericales; Theaceae. Gene Ontology annotation, molecular function: ATP binding; enzyme regulator activity. Gene Ontology annotation, cellular component: cytosol; chloroplast thylakoid.